ACCAUGUCUGCGCGGGAGUCCUUUAACCCGGAAAGUUAUGAAUUGGACAAGAGCUUCUGGUUAACCAGAUUCACUGAACUGAAGGGCACUGGCUGCAAAGUGCCCCAAGAUGUCCUUCAGAAAUUGCUGGAAUCCUUACAGGAGAACCACUUCUAAGAAGAUGAGCAGUUUCUUGGAGCAGUUAUGCCAAGGCUUGGCAUCGGGAUGGAUACCUGUGUCAUUCCUCUGAGGCACGGCGGUCUUUCCUUGGUUCAAACCACAGAUUACAUUUAUCCCAUCGUCGAUGACCCUUACAUGAUGGGCAGGAUAGCCUGUGCCAACGUCCUCAGCGACCUCUACGCCAUGGGGGUCACAGAGUGCGACAACAUGCUGAUGCUCCUUGGAAUCAGCAAUAAGAUGACCGACAGGGAAAGGGAUAAAGUGAUGCCCCUAAUUAUACAGGGUUUUAAAGAUGCAGCAGAGGAGGCCGGAACAUCUGUAACCGGCGGCCAAACAGUGCUAAAUCCCUGGAUUGUUUUAGGAGAUGUGGCUACAACUGUCUGCCAGCCCAACGAAUUUAUCAUGCCGGAUAACGCAGUGCCAGGCGACGUGCUCGUGCUGACCAAGCCCUUGGGGACACAGGUGGCUGUGGCCGUGCACCAGUGGCUGGACAUUCCUGAGAAGUGGAAUAAAAUCAAGCUGGUGGUCACCCAGGAGGACGUGGAGCUGGCGUACCAGGAGGCGAUGAUGAACAUGGCCAGGCUCAACAGGACAGCGGUGGGACUCAUGCACACGUUCAACGCCCACAUGGCCACUGACAUCACGGGCUUCAGGAUACUGGGCCACGCGCAGAACCUGGCCAAGCAGCAGAGGAAUGAGGUGUCCUUUGUGAUUCACAACCUCCCAGUCCUGGCUAAGAUGGCAGCCGUGAGCAAGGCCUGCGGGAACAUGUUUGGCCUCAUGCACGGGACCUGCCCAGAGACAUCAGGAGGCCUUCUAAUCUGUUUACUGCGUGAGCAAGCAGCUUGGUUCUGUGCAGAGAUAAAGUCUCCCAAAUACAGUGAAGGCCACCAAGCAUGGAUUAUUGGGAUCGUGGAGAAGGGUAACCGCAAGGCCAGGAUCAUAGACAAACCCCGGAUCAUCGAGGUCGCGCCACAGGUAGCCACCCAGAAUGUGAACCCCACACCUGGUGCCACCUCUUAA
Eubalaena glacialis (North Atlantic right whale) is the source of this 1182-nucleotide messenger RNA. RefSeq names its product selenide, water dikinase 1-like. Gene Ontology annotation, molecular function: selenide, water dikinase activity; ATP binding. The record is from RefSeq and is a predicted model, not a curated record. The transcript has a single exon. Lineage: Eukaryota; Metazoa; Chordata; Mammalia; Artiodactyla; Balaenidae. Gene Ontology annotation, cellular component: cytoplasm. Gene Ontology annotation, biological process: L-selenocysteine biosynthetic process. Bases 184 to 1182 code for a protein of 332 amino acids.